Messenger RNA from Hymenoscyphus albidus, 10371 nucleotides. The record is from the annotation of a GenBank genome assembly. NCBI's taxonomy places the organism in Eukaryota, Fungi, Ascomycota, Leotiomycetes, Helotiales, Helotiaceae.
CACUCACCAGACAAGACUCCCGAUAAAUAUUGGCGCCAGCAAGCCAUCCUGAGGCUUUUCUGUUGAUAUUGCCCACCCGGUCCGCAUGGAGAACCUCAACCUAGAAAUCUGUUGUAUAGCCAUGCGGUGAGGCUGUUCAAUUGAAAGCCUUUAACAUGUCGACAUCCAGCGGAGGAGGGUUGACGGCCUCCCCAUUAACUACACACUUAGGAUUUAACUGGUAGGCUGCGCUUGAAGUAUCUCAAACAUGAUCUCUAACGUACCGCAGGGUGUUCUUGGUUGAGUUGCUUGUCUGCGGUGUGCUGUAAGAGUUGCGCCUCCUUUACCUUUUGCUUAGCUAACCUCAUCUAGGACCCUCUUCUUCCUCUUCUACUUCAAUCGCCUAUUCGCAACUCUCGUAUCCUAUGGCAUCCGAGCAUGGACCUGGCACAAAUAUCGGGUAUAUAUUGAUAUACAGGCUUUACAGAUUUCCCUAUUGGGCGGCAGGGUGUUUUUCAAAGGGUUCAAAUAUCAUGGAAACAAUGAAACCAUUCUCGUCCAUAGUGGUUUCAUUACAUGGUGCUAUUGGCUCAGGAACGUGAGGGAUCUGAAUGUUGGUCGUAACAGCGAUGCGAGAACAAAACAACCGUCUUCGGACUCGGAGGACGACGGCAAGAUGGGGUACAGGGCUACUGUCGAUGGAGGGGAGGGUGGACGAUCAAAAGCUGCAAAGCUUCCAUGUCGCCUGACAAUUUCACUCAAUGGCGUGGAGUGGUUCGUUUACAAUAGAAGCCCCGCUUACGAUGCCAUAAUUGCUAGCAUGACGACCCCAAUUACAGGAUCGACUGAGAGCGAAAAUGAUCAAAAAAGUGAAGAUAAUGAAACUGGUGAAAACUCAAAGAAGGGCCGGAGAGCUCCAUCAGGGGAAACCGCAAAUCUGUCACGAUCAUCCACCAAGGAUCACUCCAAAGAAAGUGGUGAUUUCGGCAAUCUUGGGCAAGGUGAGCCUAGAUCUCGUGAGUCUUUCACGUCUUCCCGGAGAGGAGCAAGUAGAAGUCAACUGCAGGAUCACGGCAGUCCUGAAGGAUCAUUUAUCUUGAGAUUGCUUCCUAUUCAUGUUAAUUGCAACAAAGCUGCAGUAGUUCUUGGGAACGAGCAUACCAAAAGUGUAUUGAUUGCAAAGGCCGACAGAGCUUCGGGCGAGAUCGAUGCAGCAAAAUCAAGAACCAUCGAUCAAUACAGACAGCUCAUAAAUUUUCGGUAUGAACAUCCUGUGGUGCAAAUGAAACCCAAUGAUGAUUACAAAGAGGACCAAACCACUGCAGCUAUAAGAAUUAAACGUGGUGAGUCUGAUCAAGUCGACGCCCAAAAGAAUCAUACCCACAAUCGCAGCUUCUUCCAUCGUCAACGCCGUAAAGUUUGGCACGCUUUGCAGGAUCUUGUACCUGCCUUCCAGAGCUCGGUUGAUUCUAUAUCCAGCUCAAAUACCCACAGAAAUACGCCCAACAAUGACCCUGCAUCGAACAGUUGGCAAGGACUAUCUAGAUACCUAGAUGAAGGGGAACAGGAAGACAGGGCAAGAUGGUCUACUAUUGAGUACGCUACAGUAACGACAAUUGCCGAUAGUGCCCAUGCCGACAUGAGCUUCUACUGGGACGUUGCUGGAACUGUUCCGAAGAGACAACCCCCUUUAGAAAAACCCACUGAAUCUGAAGGGGCCAAUAUCAAUGGUGAUAGCUCCCCUGAGUGGGGACUAGAUCUCAAACUCAAGGGUGCUACUAUCAAUUAUGGUCCAUGGGCUGACAGACAACGCGCGGAUAUUCAACGCGUUUUCUUUCCAAGUCUUUGCAAAGAUGCUACACCAAGCAAAAGUCUCAUGCCCGGUCAGUUCAGGGUACCUACGGAAUUUCAGUUAUAUGUCGAGUUUGACGAUGAGACGACGCUUCGGAUUCCAAUUAGAGAGGAGUCAAAGAAUUGGAAAUGCACGAGCCAAGUUGAUUCCAUCGGCGCUAGGCAGGCCGAGCAAAAGAAUCGCGGCAGUAAGCACCGUAGACGUAAGACUGAAAAGGGAACUGCUGGUGCUGAGGUUCGCCCGUUUGGUUGGCUUGACAUCAAGGUUGGUCCAAAUGCAACCGUGACGUAUAAAAUGGAUAUGGUCGCAGGGCAAUCUGGGUAUUCGAAUAAAUUGGCACUCGAUUUUCCAAGCAUUGAGAUAACGACGAGCGUCAACCAUGGUCUUCUAUGGCGGUCAGUUGAUAGCCGGAUUUCUUGUGAUUUGUCAAAUCCGCUUCAAUGGAAUGGCCCUCGCACCUGGAAGUUCGAUGUCAGUUCCAGUGGCCUAGAGCUUUUCAUUCUUAGAGAACAUGUCUUCCUACUUAUUGACCUUGUGGAUGAUUGGGCUACCGGCCCUCCACCGGAAUAUCUUACCUAUACGCCGUUCGAAUAUCUCGUCAACCUUCACUUGGAUAAUUUCCGCAUAUACCUCAACGUCAACGAUUCCAACAUCGUCAACAAUCCAUCUGAUUUUGACGACAACACUUUUAUCAUUAUAUUCGGAUCUUUCUUGGGCGCGAGAAUAGGAAUUCCCCUCGAUACUUUCCGUCCACACCGAAAUGAUGUCUCUUUUGACGUCGAUGCCCACGACGGUGGUUUGAAUCUCCAUGUGCCUCCUUGGAAUACACAGGCCACAUUCUUGACUUCUACUGAAUUAGCAACAUUGAAAGAUCUCAAAAUCGGGGGGAAAUAUCAAUACUGCGCCACCACGUCGACAAGCAACACAGAUACCCUUCUCCUCACUGUAUUUGGCAAUGCCCCAACGGCUCAAUUUUAUGGAUUUGCCAUUCGGUACUAUCUGAAAAUCAAGGACAAUUACUUUGGCGACGAUAUUCGGUUCAAAACACUUGAGGAGUACCAGGAAAUUCUGAGAGCACAACGACAGGGAGUAGAGGGGGUCAGCGAUGUUCAACCACACAAAAAGUCGAAUGAUUUGGAUGUUGUGCUUGCCGUGACAGCAGAUAACUCCACCGUCAUACUACCUGCGAAUUUAUACACUGCUCGGGAGCACACAAGAAUCGAAAUAGCUAGACUUGCUGCUGAUUUAAGAUUUACCAAUUACUACAUGGAUCUUGAAGUGGCAUUAGGUACAUUGGCUUUUGCCUCCGGAAGCGAAGAUUCCAGUACUGCAACACCUAUAAGUGCAACUUCAAGCACUCAGCUGUUUAUAGAUGGUAUCAAUGUAGCUGGAAAUCGGCUGUUCGGUCUUCCUCCAACCGAACCAACAUAUGUCUGCAACUGGGACUUUUCUGUUGGCGCCGUAAGUGGUGAGUGCACAACGGAGUUCUUCAGCAGACUAUCUAGUGGAGUCAGAGCUUUUGGCUUUUGCUUUGAUGAUGAUGAAAAUGCUCAACCGUCCAUAUCGUUAGUGGCCUUGCACGACGUGACAUAUCUCCGAGCGGCCGUUGAGUCGGUUCGCGUCUGGCUCCAUGUAGAAGAGGCGGCAUUCUUAUUGUCAACCGGUGAGAUAUCCGUAGACUUCAACGACUUGGCGGGUUCACACUAUUCCAAAAAGCUCAAUCUUCUUGUCCCGGAGCUUCGCCUUGGUUGUGUGGACGCAGAAUCUGCUUCCCGGCACAGAUCACGAGCCCAGAAUCCAGUCGAAACACACGCCUAUAUUCAAACAUCCAUUUCAGUUGCGAUGAUUGAGAGGACAUUGUUCUUUGAAAAUGACCGACAACUUCAGCAGGAGCAUCUUAAACGACAUGAUCAGAGAACCCAUCGAACUGACUUUCUCUUACUGCCAGGUUUGGUUGAUGACUCAGUGCUCAGUCCUGUGGACCCCCCGGCUAUGUGUGUGCCACCUAUGCCCCUUCCUGUCUUCCAAAGAUCAGACAUCUAUCCCACGAACCGUUCAAUAUCUUCGGGGAAUUCAUCCCUAAGGCACAAUACACGAUCACUCAAUCGUAAAAGCUCUUUUCUGUCUCUUUCAAGUGCUAGCCAGAGAAGCGAUUCUAGCGUCCUUCGCCAGCAGAGCUCGCUUCAAGCACGUCAAUUGCCGUUGGUAGAUUCAAGAUCCAGAAGUCGACACAACCAUGUAGGGCAUGGCCACCAAACCCCUACGAGAGACGUGUCUGCCUCAACAGGCCGUCGCUCCUCAUUUUAUAGUGCUGUCGGUGAACACAGAGGUUUACCAUCUUCGAGCGUUACUUUCUCCAGCUCCUACUUAAGCCCAUAUUUUCCCCUCGAGGCCGUUGAGCCCGAUAGAAGAGACCUUCCUAGCCAUCGCCAAGUCUCAGAUGAUGAUGCAUCCUGGGACAACAAUAAAUUUACACUUGAUGAUAUCCACCCUGACCGGGUGGAUAAAAGUGCCACUCAUGUAAGCUUCAUUGUGGAAUUGCCCGAUGGAAUUAGGGGUGUUGUAAGCCCUAAAGCAGUUGAUGCAGUUGUGCGUUUACUGGCAGCUUUGCAGGCAGUUGACCCUGUUGACCUUCUGGACGACCUCCAAAUUGAUUCGAUAAAUGGACAUUUUGAUAUGAAAAAACAGACAAACAUGAAAGGGAAAGUCCUUGAUAUGAGUGUAAAAUCUCCAAGUAUAGACUUCCGAUUUCUGAAUGGCUUCUCUUCAGGCGGGUUAGGGAGCCCUGACGACAUGCAUGAUCAGUACGAUUUGUCUAUUUCCAGAUUUUCCCUUACUGCAAGAUCAGCGACUGCAACCAAGAUGGAGGGCCAAGAGGUAAUGCCAGAGUCCUUUACAUUCCACAUUUCUCUACGAAGCGCAGAUAUCUCUGCCAAGGAACGACUCAAUGACAUGAACAACCCCCAAGCGGCCGUAAAUGGGCUUAUUGAGGACGUCGCUUGUUGGGCAAUCUCAAAUGAAGCUACAUCAGCGUCUGUGGCUUUUAAAAGCAUCGAGUUCGCCACGGAAAGCAGUAAAAUCGAAUAUCUCGCUUCCUUGAUCCACCGCACUGGAGUACUUGUUAGCGAUACCGUUGAAUCGUUCUCUUCUCUCUCCAGCCAACAGCAUAAUCGCAUGCAAUUCUUUACAUAUCUCGUUGCUACAGAAGGCCAACAGGCCACCGAUCCGCUUUUCUUGACGAGGCCCUCAUACGUUCUUCGCACUGCCCCAGACCACCUUCGGAGUAGUGAUACUUGGAAAGUAGUUACCCGUCUACACCACAUGUAUGACAGCUUGCAUACAUCUACAAAACAGGACAUCACCGUUCGAUGUCUAGCUAACUCGGAGUCACUUCCCCAAAAUGCCCAAGACUUGGUGCUCGCGGGAUUUGAUAGCUGGAGGAGCUGGGACUUGAACAAUGUAAACACUUGUCUUGUAAUGAAAAAGGUGUAUGGAACCAAGGUAGAAGAGGUUCCACGUGGCGGAAACACCUUCAAGCCAUUGAAAGUCAUUAUCAGGACUGAAAUUGUUCGUCUUAUUCUUGACCCCGGGCCCAAACAAAACGAAAUAUCUCUGCUAGACAUUUCUUCAGUCUUCGAAGACAAAAUGGUGCCGACAGAGACCGAAUCGCAAUCGUCGUUGAACGCAAAUGAACAAGAAACCAUAACUGCUCAGAUAUUCUGCUCCGAUGCUGCUAUCAAUCUGAACUGGGAACUUUGCGAGCUGGCUGAUAACAUAAUGAAGCUCUAUAGUCCAAUUGAACGGGCUCCAGCACCGUCAUUAGCACCCAAAAGCCACCCCUCUUCGAUCGAGUCUAAUUUUAUCGUGCCUCCCAAAUCGAGAAGUGUUGUACAGGUCCUAAUAGCGACCGAAAAAGCCUCUAUAACAUUUGACACAAUAAACAUUAGGGCUGCCUCUAUCUCUGAAGGUCUGAAAGCUUCUUUCAUCAUGACUAAUGAUACGAUCGAAACGCCAAAAGCAAUAACCCUUGUUCUUGCGGCUGAAACUGCCACAUCGAAGGCCCGGAGUCAUUCUCAAGAGCUCACGCUCUAUCAAAUACGAUUUCCAAGCAUAUACACUUCAUUCGAGAGACACCUUAGUGGUGAACUCCCCACAAAUAUUAUUAAAUUAGCUGGAAAUUGUCAGCAACUGUCUUUUACAGCGCAGCAAGACAUUUUAGGUCUCAUCGAGGUGUUAGACCUUAUUAUUGGUGACGAGGUUGCGCAACUUUACCUUCUCAGCAAGAACCUCCCAGAAAAGAAGCUUCGACAUCACCCAAAGAACGUCAAAAGCAACCUUUCAAUCACCAAGAUUAACGUAGCCCUGUUUUUGGAUGAAUAUCACAUUAGUAUUCCUCUACUUCAUUCAUUGACAUAUAAAGUCUCUGGUGUUGUGGCCAGGGCUUCAGUUGCAGCUCAGAUGGGCUCGGAAAUCAUCUUCGAUUUCGAUGUCAAGGAGCACUCUCACGACAUGCAAACCAUGGUCGCCAACAUGUCAAAGAGCAUAUCUCUUCUUCAAAUGCCACCGACAAACGGGCGCAUUGUUUCUCACAUUUCAGAUUUGGAAACCACAGUGUCUGUGUUCGUGUCAGUUGAGCCAGUCGAGCUUGAUGCCGCUGCGAUCUACAACCUUUUGACGGCUCUGAAUCGACCUGAGAUAUCGAGUGUGAUUACCGAUGCACAAGAAGAUAUCAGUGCAAUGCAAGGUCAUCUGAAUGAAAUCUUCGGUGAUCGUCCGAAGGUUUCCGAGAAGCCGAAAGGAGAAAGGAAGCCAUUCAUAUAUGAUGCACAUUUGACGCUUGCGGGCUUCAACAUAUUUGCCAGUUCGCACGGAGUUAAUGAAGAUUCGACUAGAGCGAGACUCGAUUUGAACCUUGGGUGCAUUCAACUUGUAUUCGCCAACCGCCUCGAGCCAAACGGGCCCACUCUGUCUUUCCCUGAAUUACGAGUGAGCUUACGGCACAUACUCUUCGAGCUUUCACAAUGGAACAGAGAAGGGACCAGGCCAUGUGGGAAUCUUUCUUUUGCUGCUUUUCUGACUGCGACAUCUAAAUUGAACGCCAGCCGCGAGGAAGUCAGAUCUUUCCACGUGAAGAGUGACACUCUAAAGAUAAAUCUAUUCGCUGAGACUGCAUCGUCCGUCGUUGACAUCAUCGGAUACCUACAAAACAAGAUUAAAGAUAUCGACUUGUCGCGUGAAAAGAAGUAUCUUCGCAAGCUGCGGAAAUCAAAGCCCAAGAUCACUGUCAACGAUGAGCAGCAGCCAGAUAACAGUAGUACAACUGCAUCUACCGUUAUCUUUUCUUCAAUGUACUCAUUGGAGUUACUAAACAUGCAGGUCUGUUGGCUCGUAGGAACCUAUAACAUCGACCAUUCGUCCCAACAAGAAAGAGAAGAUCUAGUGCUGUCCCUAAAACGAAUUAAUCUUUCCAACAAGAAAGAGAACACGGCAAGGUUGACUAUAGAAGAUCUCCAGUUGCAAAUGAUACCAGCGUCCCAAGAUAAGAGUCAACGCUCUCUAAAUUCUGCUCUACUUCCAGAGGUCAUCUUCAAUGUUGGCUAUGUAUCGAUGGCAGAUUCUCGACGCCUGGCCUUCCAGGCGGCUGGUAAAUCACUCGAUCUCCGCCUAACAUCUCAGUUCAUGGUUCCUGGUGCCACCUUGAAAAAGUCCAUUGGCUCAGCCGUCGACAAAGUUCGCGCUGCAUCGGCAACUUGGUCAAAGCCAACAUCGGGCACCGCCACAGAGGAAGCUCGAAGACAACCGUUCUUCGGGACGAAGCGUAUGGAGUCUCUACUUGUAGAUGCAGAUUUUGCGGGAGCUGUGGUAUAUCUCUCUGGAAAGAAGGUUUCUGAUACCUCCAGAAAGGCUCAUGAUGGCAAGGGAAGUCGAGCUGCUCAAACUGGUAGAUAUGGGCAAUUCACACAGACGGACGCCAGUAGCGAUACCGUUCUUCGUGCUCCGGGUCUUGCUUGGAGGAUAGAAUACAAGGACGACGGGUUUAAUGAUCCAUCAUUGAACGCUGAAAUCAAGGUUGACGCAUCCUCCAAUAUAUUAUACCCAGCUGUUGUCCCGCUUAUCAUGGAAAUCUCGUCUACGGUCAAGGAUAUUGUGAGCGAAGACGACGACAAGAAGCCUUUGCCACCCAAAACACAACAGCAAAAGUUCAUGAGUACGGAUGAAGACAACAUUCUAACCACAGACCCUAGCGCUGUGCUAGGUCGGACUAGACUCAAUCUGGGAUUCCGAAUUUGUAGACAAGAGUUCAGUCUGAGCUGUCAACCUAUAGCACGUGUGGCUGCAACUGCUCGCUUCGAAGAUAUCUACGUCACCGUAAACACCGUCAAAUCUAGUGAACAUGGGCACUUUUUUGCUGCCUCUGCUAUAUUCACGAGGCUCCAAGCAUCUGUUCAACACGUUUACUCUCGCGAAUCCACUGGUAGUUUUGAUGUCGACUCGGUCUUUCUAUCCUUGAUGAAUAGCAAGCAUGUCAGUGGGACAAGUGGCGUUUCUGCGAUACUUAAGAUAAGUCCAAUGAAGGUCUUGGUAAAUGCCAAACAAAUACAGGAUUUCUUGCUCUUCAGAGAAAUAUGGGUUCCACCGGAGAUCAGGAAAAGCUCCCCAACACCAGCACCAACACCAACAUCGUCCACCCUGCAGUCACAAACGUACCUGGUCCAAAGGUAUCAACAAGUCGCAGCAACAGGAGCGUUUCCUUGGAAUGCAACUGUGUCAAUUGAAGAGCUCGAUGUGCAACUAGAUCUUGGGCAAGCAAUAGGAAAGUCUGCAUUCAUAAUUACAAAGUUCUGGAUAUCUUCUAAGAAAAAUUCGGAUUGGGAGCAGAAUCUGUGCCUCGGGUUUGACAAAGUAGGGGUUGACAGUACCGGAAGAAUGAGUGGUUUUGUGUCCCUUCAAAAUUUCAAAGUGCGCACUUCAAUUCAAUGGCCUGCUCGUGAGAUGGCCUUGAAUCAAACACCAUUGGUACAGGCAUCUCUGGGUUUUAGCCAACUUCGUGUCAAGGCUGCUUUCGAUUAUCAAGCCUUUCUGGUGGCCGAUAUCACAUCAUUCGAGUUUCUAAUGUACAAUGUUCGAAAUGGCUCUUCAGCCAAGGGCGAUCGUCUCGUUGCAAUACUUGAUGGUGAGGCAGUACAAAUCUUUUGUACUACUAAUACAGCGUCUCAAUCAUUAGCGUUGUAUCAGGCGUUCCUACGGCUCGCACAAGAGAAAAGAACAAACUAUGAGACUUCCCUUAUCGAAAUUGAGAAAUACAUGAAACGGAAGUCUAUCUCGCAUCCACUGUCACCACAUCCUAAAGCGUCAACCCAGACCAAAAAUGACAAGCAGGCCAAGUCUCCGAUAUCUCUUCAUACCGAUGUUAUCGUCACUCUGAAAGCUGUCAAUAUUGGUGCAUUCCCAAACACGUUCUCGAAUCAUCAGGUCUUCAAAUUAGAAGCCCUCAAUGCGCAGGCUCGUUUCGCUGUAACAAUGGAACAUGGAAAAAUCCAUAGUGUCUUAGGUCUAACCCUUGGCCAACUCCGCAUCGGCCUUGCUGGGGUUAAGCAAGUUGACAUGCCCAAAACUGUGGGUGAGAUCUUGGUUGAAGACGUAGUUAGUAGUGCCACAGGGUCGCGUGGCGGAACAAUUUUGAAGGUUCCUAAGGUCGAGGCAACAAUGCAGACUUGGCAAGUCCCUGAAUCUAACCAUAUUGAUUACAUCUUCAAAAGUUUUUUUGAAGGAAAGGUUGAAGUCGGGUGGAAUUAUUCUCGUAUAAGCUACAUUCGAGGCAUGUGGGCCUCGCAUACGAAAGCUCUCGCACAACGACUUGGCAAGCCUCUUCCAAUCUCUGCAGUCAAGAUCACGGGGGUCCCCGACGAGGAAGAUGGAGAAAGAAGGGGAGGGGAACAGCAGAAAAUUACGGCUGAAGUCAAUGUCCCGCAAUCCAAGUAUGAUUAUACGGCGCUUGAGGCUCCUAUAAUCGAGACGCCACAAUUGCGGGAUAUGGGUGAAGCUACGCCACCGUAAGUCUUGUCCAGUAGAUUUGAAAGAAAGAAGACAUGUGCUAAUUCUCGAUAGGCUGGAAUGGAUUGGACUUCACCGGGAUAGGUUACCCAAUUUGACUCACCAAAUUGUGAUAGUAACUCUUUUGGAGCUGGCAAGUGAGGUAGAAGAUGCUUAUGCAAAGAUUUUGGGGUCCUCUUGAUCCUGUAACUGAGAAAGGGGGUGGAUUAUAUGUAUUAUUCUUUGUAAUGAUAGGCGGAAUAGCAUGAGCAAGCGGGAUGGCAUAGCCGCAUAGCGAGGAGUUGGCCAGCAUAUUUUCGUAAGUGCUAUUGAUUGUACAUUAAGAUUUUAUUAUUCAUACUUGGUUCUCAUAGAAGAGUUCUCUAUGGAUCCAGUAGCUAUAAGAUCGGUGUACCUUGUGAAGCUCCCUUGUGGCGAGCAAGAGGAAGAAUAGCAAAUAAAGCUAGCCUAAUUUGUUCGAUUUUCUAAAAUAAGUUCAAUCCUAG